This is a messenger RNA of Cladophialophora bantiana CBS 173.52, 1590 nucleotides long. RefSeq lists its product as uncharacterized. NCBI's taxonomy places the organism in Eukaryota, Fungi, Ascomycota, Eurotiomycetes, Chaetothyriales, Herpotrichiellaceae. The record is from RefSeq and is a predicted model, not a curated record. Bases 1 to 1590 code for a protein of 529 amino acids. The transcript has a single exon.
AUGUCUCGCUUCCUCCCCCUCUCCCUUGCCCUCUCCUCCAUAUUAUGGCUACCUAUAUGCACUCAAGCCCAUAUGCAGAUGAGCUGGCCAUACCCCCUGAGAAGUCCCCUUGACCCUGACGUCCCCGUGGACGAGAAAGACUAUGAUAUGACGUCCCCCUUGUUGGCGGACGGUUCUAACUUUCCUUGCAAGAAUUACCAGAAUGACACAGAUGGGUAUGUGACCAAAGCUACUUAUAUUUCCGGCGGCACCUACGACAUGUGGCUAAAUGGGACCACCGAACACGACGGAGGCUCUUGUCAACUAUCUUUGUCUUACGACAAUGGGGUUUCGUUCAAAGUCAUCAAAUCCAUGAUCGGUGGAUGCCCAUUGACACACAACUACAACUUCACGAUUCCCAGCUUUGCGCCUUCUUCGGAUUCAGCUCUGCUUUCCUGGUCCUGGUUCAAUCUCGUUGGGAACAGGGAGAUGUAUCAAAACUGUGCCAGAGUCCAGAUCAUCAGUGGACCGAACCAGCGGUAUCGACGAGCUUCUCCAUACAGACGACAAGCUUCUUCCAUGGAUCAGCUACCGGACAUGUUCGUGUGCAAUGUUGGCAAUGGCUGUCAGACCAUCGAAGGGCAAGAAGUGGUUUUCCCAGAUCCCGGUAACGAUGUCGUCUAUGGCCAGGAUGCAAUUGUUCCCGGGCCAGGUCCAGGCUUUACCAUCCAGGGGGUCGCUAUUUCGACAAGCACAAGUUCAGGCUCUGUGGCCUCCACUACCGCCGCAUCUACGUUAUUGGACGCUUCCACGACAACCUCUGAUUCUGCCUCCUCGACCACUACAAUUGGAACUACAACCACGGUCCCAUCCACAACGACAACAGGGUCUGGGUCAGCGGCGAUGUUCUUCAAUCUCUCCACCACUCUGGUCACAACCACAACCACAACCACAUUCCCUUCCUUUCUUUUAGCUAACAUGACAACCACUUCAUCCCCCUUCUCCUCAGGAACUAGCUUCACCACUAACAGUACAGGAACUGUGACUGACUCUAAUGUUUUUAUGAUUGCCCCGACGACGACGACGACGACGACGACGACAGCCGCUACGACCACGGCAUCCGACCUUGCGAGAUCCGACUUUGUGGCAUACUCGACGACUACGACUCCGACCCUCACGACUUCAGCUACCAGCACCUUGACGAGCACUUCCUUCACGUUCCCAAUAACCAGAGACACAAUACCAACUACUUUUACGACCUUGGCCCGCGUCGCCAGCACCAGCACCAGCAGCAGCUCCACUUCUGCCACAUCUCUCCCCCUCCCCUGCGCCCCCGGUACUUUCACCUGCAACACCCUUUUCAGCUUCUCCCAGUGCAUCGCCACCACAACGGGAACGACGUAUAUCUACAUGGGCCCCGUCGCCCCUGGCACGACCUGCGUCGAUGGCCAAAUCGUCCGCGAGAACGACGGGCCUUGCACACCCAACGGUGCGUUGUUCUGCAACGGGGAAAGAUCGUUUUAUCUGUGCGACCAGGGUGGACUUGCGGACAUGGGCCCUGUCGCCCCGGCGACGGUCUGUCGGAAUGGGGAGAUUGUCGCGGCACGAUGA